AUGCCCGCGGACUACCAGUCCACCGCCAGGGCAUUGUCUCUUUCUCCCUCAUCGCCCGAUCCUAUACCUUCUUCCCCUGACGAUGCUGAACCUUGGAAUCGCGCGAGGCGGAACUCCGCUCGCUGGUCUGGCGGGCAGAGCUAUCGCGAACAGAUCAUACAACGCGGGACAGAGUUGUACCAACGGGCGGAUAAAAUGUGGCAGGAGAUGACUCUGUGGCAGAAAAUCGCCUACAUUUGUGUUUCUGUACUCUUGGGCGCAUCUGGCAUUGGAUUCCUCGUCUUAACAGGGAAGGUGUUCAUUUGGCUUGGACCGGUCGCUGAGAAGUGGGAAAGUUCGUGGCUGGUUGCUUUCGUGCUGUGGCUAUGUGUCUUUUUUGUCUCAUUUCCUCCAUUGCUGGGAUGGUCUACAUUUGGCACGGUAGCGGGCUUCAUCUUUGGCGUGUGGAAAGGAUGGCUUAUCUACGCCUCCGCGACAAUUCUUGGAUCGACUGCCUCGUUCUAUGUUUCUCGGACGAUUCUGUCUGGGUUCGUACAUCGUUUGAUGGAGCGUGAUAAGAGAUUCGCGGCACUGGCCCUGACAUUGAAGUAUGAUGGGCUCAAACUCCUGUGCAUGAUCCGCUUGUGUCCUUUGCCUUAUUCAAUCUGUAACGGCGCCGUGUCUACGUUCCCCACAGUGCAGCCGUUGAUGUAUGGACUUGCCACGGCCAUUAUAUCCCCCAAGUUGCUGGUUCCUGCAUUUGUUGGUAGUCGGAUUCGCCUUCUCUCUGAAAAGGGCGAGGAGAUGAGCGCGGGAUCCAAGGCCGUCAAUGUCUGCAGUAUCAUCUUUACAGUUGGUAUUGGAAUCUUUACCGGGUGGUAUAUUUACCAAAGAACUUUGGCCCGUGCAGCCGAGCUCGAAGCUCAAGAGCGAGCAGAUCCUCGAGGCUCCUUCGAUGCUGAUCAUGCAUCGCGUCGCCCUCAUGGGUUCUCAACUGAUCCUAAUGCCAACAAAGUGGAUAGUGCGCUUGCCAGAGACGAAGAGGAGCGUAUUGGAUUCACCGAUUUGGACGACGAUAACGUUGAUCUCGCGCUGGGUGACAGUGACAGUGACCAGCCUGGUCCCUGGAAGAACUCGAACCGCCGAUCAUACCAUGACGAGUUCACGGAUAAUGACUCGGAUGGAAUCGCAGAGGAGGAUGCCUUUGGGCUGCACAAUCAUGUUCCCAAAUAA
This is a messenger RNA of Penicillium brevicompactum, 1212 nucleotides long. RefSeq names its product TVP38/TMEM64 family protein. Gene Ontology annotation, biological process: vesicle-mediated transport; mitotic spindle elongation. Lineage: Eukaryota; Fungi; Ascomycota; Eurotiomycetes; Eurotiales; Aspergillaceae. The record is from RefSeq and is a predicted model, not a curated record. The coding region runs from base 1 to 1212 and encodes 403 amino acids. The transcript has 3 exons. Gene Ontology annotation, cellular component: Golgi membrane.